This is a messenger RNA of Thlaspi arvense, 994 nucleotides long. NCBI's taxonomy places the organism in Eukaryota, Viridiplantae, Streptophyta, Magnoliopsida, Brassicales, Brassicaceae. The record is from the annotation of a GenBank genome assembly.
AAAGAUGCAGAGAUUCGUCUUUAGCCGACGCUUUCUCUCUCUUGUUCCAUCUCGAUCUCCCCCUGUUCCUUCGAAGAUGGCUGAUUCCAUUUCCUCUCUUCCCGUUACUCUUGAUCACGCAAGCCUUUCGGACCAGUCUGAAACACAAGCUUUCUUCAGUACCGAUUCUGUUGACCGAGCAUGGAAGAUUCUAGACCAAAUUCCUCAAAGAUCUACAACUGGUGCUUACAGUCACAGCCAGAAUCUUGAAGGAGCGAUGCAUUUCUUUCCUCAAAAGGCGAUUAAAGCGGCAGAGACAGCACCAGAUGCGUUGUACAGCAAACGCCUUCUUAACGCCACUGGUUCUGGCUUCGGACUGGUUCCUGGAACAUGGCACAUGAGAUGCGUGACAAUACUUGCGCAACAAGACAAGAUUCCGGCGAUACUGAACCGUUCCAGAGAGGUCCACAAGAGUUCCCAAGCGGCGCAAAAGAGCUCCGAAGCAGCGGUCCAAAAGAGCACCAAAGCGGCCAAAGAGGCUCGCAGAAAGAGUGCACAAGCGGCCCGCAAAAAGAGUGCCAAGAAGAGUUCCAAAAAGAGUUGCAUCACCAGUGCCUAUAGCCCAAGAAGGUUUCCUAAACAACGUCGAGGAAGAGUAAGCGGAAUAUCUUUCCGCGGGAACCGUGUCAGUUUUGGCAGCUAUGCUCUUCAGACACUUGAGCCUGCUUGGAUCACGUCGAGACAGAUAGAAUCAGGGAGAAAAGCAUUGACAAGAAGUGGUCGACUCGGUGGCAAGAUCUGGGUACGUGUUGUUCCAGACAAACCAGUUACUGUAAGACCACCUGCAACGCGUAUGGGUCGUGGCAAAGGAUCACCAGAGGUUAUGGUCGCUGUGGUUAAACCGGGCAAGAUCCUUUAUGAGAUGGGUGGUGUUCCCGAAAAUGUAGCCAGAAAGUUUAUUUCACUAGCUGCAUCAAAAAUGCCUGUCAAAACCAAAUUCAUCUUUUCUCUUUAA